Sceloporus undulatus (fence lizard) is the source of this 3448-nucleotide messenger RNA. RefSeq names its product nuclear factor, erythroid 2 (gene NFE2). Gene Ontology annotation, molecular function: RNA polymerase II cis-regulatory region sequence-specific DNA binding; DNA-binding transcription factor activity, RNA polymerase II-specific. The transcript has 4 exons. Gene Ontology annotation, cellular component: nucleus. The record is from RefSeq and is a predicted model, not a curated record. Lineage: Eukaryota; Metazoa; Chordata; Lepidosauria; Squamata; Phrynosomatidae. Bases 235 to 1500 code for a protein of 421 amino acids. Gene Ontology annotation, biological process: regulation of transcription by RNA polymerase II.
CUGGAGUGUGUAUGGGAGCUGCAACAGUAGAGAUGGAGGCACCCUGAAGGCUCUUAGCAACCUGGCCUGGAGAGGGGAACAUCACUCACCUCUAGGGAAAUUGGGGACCUAUUCCCCUGCAUCUCCUGGGAGGGAAAGCAUUUUCUUCCCCCUGCACCCCAUCCCAAGCUGCACACCUGGCUAGCAGCUAGGAAUUCCUGCAGGAACAGAGUGGGUACCCUUGUGGCUUCAUGAAUGUCUGGUCCAGGCAGCUGCACGCUGCAGAUUCACAGAGUCUGCUCUGAGAACUUGUCUGUCACGGCUGAUUUCAGGGGCAGUCUGCUGGAGCAGACACUGGGCAGGACUCGGUGUGACAAAAUGUCCCCUUGCCCAUCCCAGCAAGGAUGGCCUCGGGGUACCUUUCUCCCAUUAUAUAACCCACUGGCAACAGGAGAGCUUGGUUCACAAGGGGAAAUGGAGCUCACCUGGCAAGAGAUCCUGUCUAUCUCAGAGCUGCAGGGCCUUGAUAUGCCAACGGAAACAUGCUAUGAAUCUGCUAUAUGUGGCCAUACCCAACAGAUGGUGCCACCUCCUGUCCAUGGACCCUGCACAGGGAUAGAAGAGAGUUCAAUGCUCAACUACAGCCAACCUGUUCCCACAUACCAAAGUACAUACCCAGAAACUCUGCCAGCCUCUUGUUCUCUCCACAGCUAUACUGGUAUGCUCAUUUCCUCCCUUGAGUCUCUGGGACCUGCCAGCCUGGGUGCAUGUAAAGGAGGGUCAGGGAUGUUGGAAAACAGAGAGUUGAGCAAUGGCUAUAGAUCUCAGGGUCCCUGUAAGCCUCAGGAUGACUUGGAAUCAGAUUCUGGCUUGUCACUUAACUACAGUGAUGCAGAGUCCUUGGAGGCAGAGGGGCAGGAGCGAGUUGAGUAUACCUCUCUGUACCCUAUGGACCAUGCCCCAGGAUACCCAAUGCUGGCUCCAGUCCCCGAGAUACCCAUCUGUGGCCCACACCCAGAACAUUCUUUGGAGAAGGGACAGGGCCCACAUGGUGAGCUGGCUGGUAGUCGGGAUGAACGGCGGGCCCUAGCCAUGAAAAUCCCCUUCCCUGUUGAUAAAAUCAUCAACUUGCCAGUGGAUGACUUCAAUGAGCUGGUGUCACGCUUCCCCUUGACUGAGCCUCAGCUGGCACUGAUCCGGGACAUCCGCCGCCGUGGCAAAAAUAAAGUGGCAGCUCAAAAUUGUCGCAAACGCAAACUGGAGACACUGGUGCAUCUGGAGAGGGAGCUUGAUGAGCUGAGUCGUGAGCGGCAGCGCUUGUUACGGGACCGUGGUGAGUUUAAUAGGACACUGAUGCUCACAAAGCAAAAACUGGGAGCACUGUACCAUCAAGUCUUUUGCAUGUUGCGUGAUGAAGCUGGCAACACCUACUCUCCUGAGGAGUAUAUGCUGCAACUUGCUGUUGAUGGCAGUGUCUUCCUUGUGCCACGAAAUGAACAACCAGAUAUUUCUACUGACUGAAGGACACUGAGAUAGACUAAGCCAAAUCACAUUAGGAAGUACCGUUAUCCAGGGGCUUAUGGAGAAAUUGUCUCAGCAGUACCCAUAUUUGACCAGAGCUUGAGACAAUGUGUUGCAUUUAUGUUCAAAUGUAGGGCAAUCCAGGACAAAGCACACAAAACCACUACCAUGUAGGGUGGGGGCUUUGCCGAGACUAGUGCUGAGCUUUUAAAAACUUAUAUCCUUAGACCACUCACCCCCAACCUGUUAUGCUCACUUUAGCUAGCUAAUAAGCAUAUGUGCACCAUAACCAAGAAGUCACUUGCGGAUAUCACAGUUCAUCCAGUCAUAUGUUCAAAAAAUCAUUCUUUUAAAUUACAAAUUUCUUGUUCAAUUCCACUUUGGGCUAUAUCUGCAUAGUGACAAGACUAAGGAGAAACAGAUAACAGGCAAGGCUAAGGAAGAAACCUGUGGUUCUAGGACUGAUGAGAUUUCCCCCUGCCAAGUUCUUUUCCCUGCUGGACUCAUCCCAUGAAUCCACACAAUGUGUUUCAGUCAGAGACUGACUAUGCAAACCAAAUUUUUAAGGAACUUUUCAGUGAUAUGACCAGACUUGUAUUAAGUUCCGGGAAGAGGAAAUAUGCCAUUUAAGGUCGCCCCACAUUUAUAAAUAGUAAUUCAUCCAGUAAUCAUCACAAUGUCUGGGCAAUAUCCAAGUUACCUUAAUAUAGAAUUCUUAAGUUUGCUGAUUGUAAAGACCAAAGUGCGAUGAUAAACAUUAGGCAGUAGCUAUGUCAAAACAUUUUACCAUACAACUGUUAAUUUAUUUUGGGACACAUCCAUGGGGAAGUCAUGAUUCUUCGGUAAUAUAAAUGUAAAGGCAAAUAACUAACAUAUUUCAGAGAAGCUUAAAUUACCCUGGCUAUACAAUAGACUAUUCGCAACUAAAAGAAUGCACUCUUUAAAUGCAUAUUGUUCAACAGCCAGGUUAAAGCAGCAAUUAAAUAAAAAAGGACACUUGAAUUCUAUAAGAUAUAUCAAAGUGCUUGACAAAACAUGUCGGCCCAAGCCAUAUAUUGGGGGGGGGGGGUUGUGUCCCACAAAGCACCAUUUCCUGUCACAACCCUGUAUUCCUAACAGUUGUACAUAUUCCUUCUCUGUACAAAAAAACUGCAAUGUCUAGUUAAAUGAUAGUUGAAUGACCCCUUCUUUCUACUGCAGUGAAAACAUUCUGAACAAGCACUUUCUUUUAGCACUGUACCAGUCAGAGGAAUGUUAGCUCAAGAACUCAGGAGGCAGACCAGGAAAGAACUUCAAUUUCAAUGACUGUUUAUCUGUUCAGUUAAGAAUUUGUUUGUUCAGAUGGUUUGACACAGGAGUGAGUAAAUUAUGGCCCCCUAGCUACUGGUUUUUAUUAUGUUGAGCAGAAAAACUUGCACCAUGAACUGCAGGUGGAGUGGGAAAGAUGCCAAAUCUCACAGCUUGUCCCCUCUCCCCACUAGAUUCAAGCCAUUUCAGUAUGUCAGUUGUUUAGGGAAAUCAUGUCAGAAUAAUGGUAUGGAAUCCUUCAAAUGCUUUAUACAUUGACAGAUCUCAAAAAAAUAAGACAGUUCUUGGAAGAAUCUUUUAUUGCAGUAUAAAAAUAUUUUUAAGAAUAGUAUUUACACACUAGCUACACAGUAGCCAUUGACUUUUCUCUGAAAGGCUUAUGUUAUGCUAAAUUGAAGAGUCCUGCAAAACAGAAAACAAAACAAAACAGUGAAACAUGAAACACAUUCAAGUAUAUUUGUUUUGCUUUUAAAAGAUACUGAAACUUCCCUCCAUGUCUAGCAAACCAACUUUCCCCCAUCAAGGCAAUUAAUAAAAUGUUAAAUUCAGUCCAGAUCUCUUGACUAUUCUCAUUCAGAUUUUUUAUCCAUUAUAGUAUCCUUACUUUCCCAAUGACUUCCUCAGAUGGGUUGUUCUUACC